Molecule: messenger RNA, 1722 nt
Organism: Knipowitschia caucasica
Lineage: Eukaryota; Metazoa; Chordata; Actinopteri; Gobiiformes; Gobiidae
Source: the annotation of a GenBank genome assembly
AUGGUUGGGAAGUCCCUGAUUGCUGGAGUGGUGGUCCUGGCAGCUGCAGUGAGCCUGUUUUUGGGAGUGAUGAUGGGACUGGGGAAGAGGAACACACCUGCACCAACUGACCACUUCUACUCCAAGGCAGCUGUGGCCGCAGACGCCGGGAAGUGCUCUGAGGUGGGAAGAGAUAUCUUGAAGAAAAAUGGUUCGGCAGUGGACGCCUCCAUUGCUGCCUUGUUGUGUGUAGGACUGCUCAAUGCUCAUAGUAUGGGGAUUGGAGGAGGACUAUUUUUUGUCAUCUACAAUGCAACAACUGGUAAAGUAGAAACCAUUGAUGCCAGAGAGACUGCUCCCAUGAAUGCCACCGAGGACAUGUUUGGAAACAACACUAAACUUUCCCGUACAGGAGGCUUGUCUAUAGCCAUCCCCGGUGAGAUCCGAGGUUAUGAAAUGGCCCACCGGAGACAUGGCAGGCUGCCUUGGAAGGAACUGUUUGAGCCCAGCAUUGCUUUGGCCCGGGAUGGGUUUCCGAUCGGGAAAGCCUUGGCUCACGCUCUGUUCAAAAGCAAAGAGUCUAUUCAAGCCAACGAGAACAUGUGUGAAGUAUUUUGUGAUUCUUCAAGGAAUGUCUUGAAAGAAAAUGACAUUGUUCGGUAUCCGAAGCUGGCAGAGACUUACCAAAGAAUAGCAGAGGAGGGUCCAGAUGUUUUCUACAAUGGGUCCAUGGCACAGAGCAUCGUGGAGGACAUCCAGGCUGCAGGUGGGAUUAUUACCCUGGAGGACUUGUCGGAGUACCAGCCUGUUCUGAAUGAGAGCCCUCUGCGUCUGAACGUGGGGGAGUACACCAUGCACGUCCCAGAUGCCCCCUCCAGCGGCCCAGUGCUCGGCCUCAUCCUCAACAUCGUGGACGGAUAUAACUUCACAGGCACCAGCGUUUCAACAGCUGAAGAAAAGACGCUGACAUAUCAUCGCAUAGUGGAAGCUUUUCGUUUUGCUUAUGCAAAAAGGAGCAGGCUUGGAGACCCGCGUUACCUUAACAUUACAGAUCUCAUUCAGAACAUGACCUCAGACUACUUUGCAGAUGGCAUUAGGAGUAGAAUAUCAGAUGACACCACACACCCGGAUAAUUAUUAUGAGCCAGACUACUUUGUCCCAGACAACCACGGGACAGCCCAUCUGUCCGUCAUAGCAGAGGAUGGGAGCGCUGUGGCAGCCACCAGCACAAUCAACUUAUAUUUUGGAUCCAAAGUAAUGUCUCGAACCACAGGAAUCAUUUUUAAUGACGAAAUGGACGACUUCAGCUCCCCUUACAUGACCAAUGGCUUUGGAAUACCCCCAUCACCAAACAACUUCAUCCAACCCGGCAAAAGACCACUAUCAUCCAUGUGUCCUACAAUAAUCUUUGACAAAGACAACAAAGUGAAAAUGGUUGUAGGAGCUUCAGGUGGUACAAAGAUCACCACAGCCACAGCCUUAGUUAUCCUAAAUUCAUUAUUUUUUGACUAUGACCUAAAAAAGGCAGUGACAGAACCAAGAGUUCACAAUCAGCUAAAUCCUAACAUGACAGUGGUAGAAGAGGGGUUUGAGGAGAGAGUCCUGGAGGGUCUGGCCCAGAAGAAUCAUGUGACAGAGAUGCUGGAGACCCCAGACUCAGUGGUGCAGGCCGUGGUGCGGCAGGGGGAGCAUCUGUGCGCUGAGUCCGACCCCAGGAAAGGAGGGUAUCCUGCUGGCUACUGA